This is a messenger RNA of Labeo rohita (rohu), 2330 nucleotides long. RefSeq names its product tripartite motif containing 105 (gene trim105). Lineage: Eukaryota; Metazoa; Chordata; Actinopteri; Cypriniformes; Cyprinidae. The record is from RefSeq and is a predicted model, not a curated record. Bases 161 to 1453 code for a protein of 430 amino acids. The transcript has 7 exons. Gene Ontology annotation, molecular function: metal ion binding; protein binding.
AUAAUAAAAGUAAACCGAAAGCACUUUUCACACACUGAAGAACUUGUAGUGUGCACUGACAGGAAGAGAUUUCCUAGUCUCUCUGGUUCUGGUACUGCACGGAAAAACAAACCAAAACUGAAAGAAAGUGGAAGUGAAACAAACAGUAAAUCUGCUCCAUAUGGCGACCAGCAAGAAUAAGACGAGUCUCAGAGAAGAUCUGACAUGUGCCAUCUGCUUUGAGCUCUUCAAAGACCCUGUGAUGCUGGGCUGCAUGCAUCACUUCUGCAGGAAAUGCAUUGUGUCAUACUGGAAGACAGUUAGAGGUCCUGUGUGCUGCCCUCAGUGCAGACAAGAGUUUCCCAACAAAUGCUUUCAGACCAACUACUUAGUAGCUGGUCUUGUGGAGAAGGUCAGGGCCAGCUCCACAUCUGCAUCUGUCAAGUAUCUGGAGAAGCAAUUAAAGGACCGCCUAGAAUCACAGGUCUCCAUGAAGGAGGCCUAUGCCACUAUGAUCCGUGAAGACAAAGACAAGAUGGAGAAAAUAAAAAAAAUGGGGGAUGAGCUGCAGGGGCGAGUGCACAGCGACUUCCAGGCUCUCCAUCACUUCCUGCGGGUGGAGGAGGAAGCCAUGUUGGAGGAGCUGAAGAGGGAGCAGGAGGAAAUGCUUCAGAGGCUGGAGCGACAUCUGGAGGCCCUACAGGUGGCCAUCAGAGACGUGGAGCAGAACAUCAACAUGCUACAACAGACUGCCAGCAGCACAGAACAAUCUGUACUUGUAGAGCUACCAGAAUUGAAUUCCAGACCACUUUUGCAAGAGAUGAAUAUCAACCUAAAUACUAUCAGAAGCAAACACAUUGCUCCUCUUCAAUACACUAUGUGGCGAAAAAUGUUUCGACAUUUGAAUCCAGGCCCAGCACCAUUGGUAUUUGAUGAGGACACUGCUCAUCCCAGUCUACAAGUUUCCAGGAACAAAACCCAAGUCAUUGAGAGUGACAAAAUAAUCAAUUUCCUGUGCAAUGCCAAACGCUUCCUUCAGUGUGUCAACAUUCUUGCAACAGAAGGCUUCCAGUCAGGCAGGCAUUACUGGGAAGUGGAUGUAAGUAACAAUCCUAAAUGGGACCUGGGUGUUGCUCUGGAAUCGGUGAAUCGUCAGGUCAUAGUCAAGCUGUGCCCUGAGAAUGGGUACUGGACCCUACGGCUGCGCAAUGGCAGUCAGUACUCAGCCGGCACACAGCCCUGGACGCCAGUGACUGUGAUGACCUCACCCAGCAGGGUUGGGGUAUUCCUGGAUUGUGAGGAAAGGAAAGUGUCUUUUUAUAAUGCAGAUAACAUGGCGCUGCUGUAUUCCUUCUCCAGUGGGCCGAGAGGAAAAGCAUUCCCCUUUUUUAGCACGUGCCUCAGUGAACGCGGUCAGAAAGCCCAAGCCAUCCGCAUCCUCCACUUCCCCUUUGAGUGUCCGUCAGAGAUGUAAAACAAAGCCUGUGGACACUUUAGUAACUUAAACUAUGCUCAAAAGUCUGCAGGUUAUUAUGAGUCUCUGAUCUUGUGCAACUCUUAUAAGGCUAAUCAGUCAUAAUAAGGUGAAUUUAUUUUGUUUAUUUUUGGUCAAACAGACAAAAGGGACCACACAAUCAAUCACAGAUAUCUGAUUUUACAAGAUUAAUUGACAUUAAUUAAUGACAGUAAUGGCAAUGUCAUGUUACACUUAGCUAAACUUUUGUUGUAUUUUAAUUAUAGAAUCUUUUUUAGAAUCAAAUUCUAUAGAAUAUUUUAUAUUUACAGAAUAUAAAGAGGCUACUGUUUCCUUUUUUCUUUUCUUUUUUUAGUUAAUUACAAAUACCAAAGAAAUGGUAAAUAAAUGUAUGAUGUAAAACCGUACAGAUUUUAAAAGUGAUUCUGAAAAAAUUACAACAGCAUUUUUUUUGUCAAUAUUCUUUUCAUCAUGGUCUUUAUAAAUAUGUAAAGUAAUUAUAGAUAUUAAUUGGAAAUUAAUUAAAAUACUCUGUUCAUUUCAAAUGCUACAAAUUUAUAGUGUUCUUUGUCUGUUUCAAAUGCUACAAAUUUAUAGUGUUCUUUGUCUGUUUGAUUACGUCAUUAAUUGAUCUUUACCAGACAUCUCUACCAUAUGUACAUCAAGCUACUACUACAUAUAUAGUAAAAAUGUCAAUUUGGUGUAAAGCUGCUUUGCAACGAUAUGUAUCGUGAAAAGCGCUAUACAAAUAAAUUUGAAUUGAAUUGAAAAAAUUCAUUUCAGUGGGUUGUCCAGUUGUUUUCACUUUCUUCAUUGAAAAACUGAGCAUGCUUCUAAUUCCUGAUUCAUCAGUAGUCAGUGUUUGUUUUCUCUGUGG